Molecule: messenger RNA, 1874 nt
Organism: Coccomyxa subellipsoidea C-169
Lineage: Eukaryota; Viridiplantae; Chlorophyta; Trebouxiophyceae; Coccomyxaceae
Product: MFS general substrate transporter
Exons: 12
Coding region: 222-1874 (550 amino acids)
Biological process (GO): transmembrane transport
Molecular function (GO): transmembrane transporter activity
Source: RefSeq, a predicted model, not a curated record
GCUGUUGGCAAACGACAAUGAAAUCGUUCCCAACUUCAUGUUGUUUUUAUCCUAUGCUUUGUUCUUUGAGAUAUCACAAUGAGAUCGAGGCGCUUUAACUGAACCUGUACAGAGGCAACGCUGAACAGCCGUCAGGCAGCGUUUCAACUGUGUCUUGAAGACUCAAAUCUUUUGUACGCUGGAAAACAUUCACAGCUGCAAAAAUAUCAGAAUUCUGCUCCAUGGCCCACGCUCACGGACACUCUGGGAUACCGGCGAUGGACAUCGACGAUAAAACGAGAAGGUGGUCGUUUGGAUGUCUGUGUGGAGCUCUGCUCCUCGUCAAUGCAACUUUCACGCUCCUGUCUCCAAUUUUUCCUCAGGAAGCAGAAAGGCGGCAUGUGAGCCCAAGCAUGGUGGGCCUGGUGUUCAGCAUCUACUCCUUUGCCAGCGUGGCGGCUUCUCCCUUACUGGGGCGAUUGGUGCAGCUCGGCUACAUCAAGCGGCGUUCCCUGCUGCUUGUGGGACUCCUUGUGGUGUGCAUCAGCACAGCGCUCUUUGGCUUCGUGUCCGAGAUCGACCAUGAGCAGUUCUUCACUGCCGCAUGUCUCAUCCUGCGAGCUGUCAUGGGUCUGGGGUGUGCGGCAGUCGACACGGCUUCAAUGGCCCUGUCUGCAUCGCUGUACGGCGGGACACCCUUCCUGGGAACCGCAAUGGGCAUCCAGGAGUCGGUGCUAUCGAUAGGGUGGGUGGUCGGUCCGGUGGUGGGAGGUUACAGCGCUCAGCUGGCCGGCUUUGGAGCGCCAUUCUUCAUCACGGCAGCUCUUGCAUUUGCCUGCUACCCCGCCCUCUUCUUCCUCAUGCCCCGUGGCAAGGAGACGGACGUGGGCGACGAGCCGCAGGAGGACAUCGCCGUCGGGCGGCUGCUCAAGGCGCCAUCAUUCUCCCUCCUACUAAUCUCCGCCAUGCUGGGGGCUGCCAUAAUCACAUUGUUGGACCCCACGCUGGGCCCCCACCUGGAGGACAUCCUCGGCUACGGACCCGGCACCAUCGGCAUCGCAUUCGCCGUAAUCGCCGGGGUCUACGCCGCAUUCACCCCUUUUGCAGGGCUGCUGGGUGACUACAUUGGGCGGCUUCAGGUGAUGUCGAUUGGGCUGCUGAUCUCAGCUCUCUCCUACCUGCUCAUCGGCCCCAUUCCACUACUGCAGCCGCUGCUGGGCCCACAGAUGUACUGGCUGGUCUGGAUAGCGCUCGGCGGCGUCGGCAUUGGUGCAGGAAUGACUUUUGUGCCCUCGCUGCCAGCGCUGUUGCAUGCUUCGCACACCCUGGGUUUCGACCAGGAGGGGGUGGAUGAUCUGGUGUCGGGGAUCCUGAUGGGCUCCUACCACAGCGGUGGCGGCGGGGGGCCCUUGAUAGGGGGGGCAGCGAAACAUCUGCUCGGCUUCCCCUGGUCUGGAGCGGCUUUUGCAGUGAUUCUGGCCAUCCAGGGAGUUGUGAUUGCAGUUCUUGCCAGCCUCAUGCCGCCCGAGCCCAAAUAUGUGGAUGCACCCGACAAGCUACCUCCCAUCUCAGAGGAGGGAACUCCGCCCGCGGACAUGGAGGCCGCCAUGCCAGUGCCGCCGCCAGCCCCCGGCCUCGGCGGCAGCGGCGCACCGACGCUCGAUCGCAUUUCUUCAUCGGCAGCCGCCGCCGCGGCCGCCCCGGCCCGGCCGAUCGCUCUGCGGCGGAGUUCGUCCUUUGGGCUGCGGCCGGGCAGCGGCGCGGGCAGCUUUGGCGGGCGGAGUCUGGGCAGAACUGGGUCGAUGCUGGGGCUCAACAGCCGCAGCAGCUCCUACGCUGACCUGUCCAAUCGGGGCGUGCGCGAGCCGCUGCUCACCCGGAGUGAUGAGGAGUGA